This is a messenger RNA of Triticum dicoccoides, 2336 nucleotides long. RefSeq lists its product as uncharacterized. The record is from RefSeq and is a predicted model, not a curated record. Gene Ontology annotation, biological process: regulation of asymmetric cell division. Lineage: Eukaryota; Viridiplantae; Streptophyta; Magnoliopsida; Poales; Poaceae. The transcript has 5 exons. The coding region runs from base 481 to 1953 and encodes 490 amino acids.
UCUCCUUCUUCUUCUUCUUCUUCUUCUUCUUCUUCUUUCUUGUGGUUUUCUAGUAUUUGCGGGUGAGUUCUUGUUCUCUGCCUGCUUGCCUGUACCGUAGUUACUGCUGUUGGGGGCACGCUUACCUAUCGACAGUAGUACAACAACUUCUGCUGCAUGCAGUUAAGUCCAUUAAACGCACUACAGCUUCUCCCUGCUUCUUCAACUUUUGUACCCGUUACGGCGGAAUCGGCGCACGGCUCUCCAACUCCAAUCCCAAUCCCCGGUACGCUAUCCGGACGCGCAUCGCGUUCUUGCCGGACGCCGGUUCUUCUUUCUCUUACUCUUCUGAGAGAGUGUUCUUGCCGUUCUUGGACAACAGCUUCCCGUUGAUUCGGAGACACACAACUCUGCUCUCUCUGAAUCGGCGGCUCGGUGUGGCUUGGCCGAGGGCUGCGGACCAUGAAGCUAGUUUGCAGGACUGAGCAUUUCACAGAAUAAAUGGUUGAGGACAAAAAUCCAUCACAAGAUAUGGUAGACAUAGCUGGACAUGUAGAGCAGGAGGAUCCUUCUUAUGAAAAGGACAUCGUGGAGAUCAAAUUGCCAGACAGUGUUGCUUCUUUUGAUUAUGGUGGUAAUUUUGUCAAAGAUGUCUGCAUUGAUGACGGACAACCUCUUCCUCGGAAGAUUUCAGAAGAUAAAGUAGUAGAUGAAAAGUCAUCUCCAAAUUUUGAUUGUCAAAUGAUACACGCAAAUGGUGCUCCGACGUACAUAGAAAAAGAUUGUGCUGCAAAAUCUUUCCACAAACCGAGACCAGAAGCAGUUCAACCUGUUCAUUUUGCUCCUGAUAGUAACAAUGAGAAACGAUAUUCUUCUUGUGAAAAACAUGAUCCUGAAGGCAGGAGUAAAGCCACUAAUUUUGGUGAUCUCAGUGAGAAGAAAAUAAGUCUGGAAGAAUUACUUAGACUCGAAAGUGCAGAAGAGUCCCUGCAUAAAGGUGCAAUAAGCUCUGAAACCAGUAAAAAUCAUAUGCCAUCUUUCCAUGGAGAAGCAGUCAGGCAGGUUUCCGCAAAUGUGGGUCAUGGAGUCGAAGCUAUUGCAUCCAUAACCUGUAGUAUUGUUAAUGAUAUUGUAUCAAGUAAGAACAACAUUGAUGAUUGCUCAGUAACAACCUCUGAAGAAUGUGAUGCAGCGGCAUCAUUUGAUGCGAGAGGACAGAACCUAAUUGAUCACUAUAAUCCUUUUGUUGGUCAUGGGUUCCUAGAGGAUACAUGUAAACCAGAAUGCUCUACAUCAGCAAUCGCAGAUGCUGCUUCGACUGGACCUAUCUGCACUUCCGAGAAGACUGAUACUAUUAGUGCUGAAGUCAAAAUAACUGAACCUAGGGUUAAUGCUCUGAGUUCUCUAGGUUCAGAGAUCCGAUCGUUUGCGAAGAUCAAUGAUCAGAAUGGAAGUAUUACGGGUGAAACAAUAACCAACAAGAUGCAUGAAACAGAAGCAGCUACAACUUCAUCAGCUGAAAAUGUAGAGCCCAAUGGAGCAAAUGGGGAGAAUAGUGAAAAACAUGAGACUGGCGGUACCGCCGAUAUACAUGGUUCCAGCCAGAUAGAUGAAGGAACUAAUGAUGACGCGGUUAGUAGGAGUCCUGUGCUGGCACAACAUGAUAAUGUCUGCGAACAGAAUGCACCUGAUAGUGCAAAAGCGCCAUCUCGAACUGGAAACGGUUACCCCCUCUUUGAACCGGGUUUUAGUCCUAGUAUUAUGUCUGCUCCAGUGUCAAACUCUGGCCAUCUUGCUUAUUCUGGCAAUAUCUCCAUCCGGUCAGAUAGUAGCACGACCAGCACCCGGUCCUUUGCAUUUCCAGUACUGCAGAAGGACUGGAUCAGCAGCCCGGUUAGGAUGGCGAAAGGAGAGCGGAGGCGCACCAGGCGGCGCCGAGGCUGGAGGAAGGGGCUUCUCUGCUGUAAAUUCUGAGCGCGUUUUCCCUCAAGAGCUUUUAUAUCUGUUCUAUUGCAGGUUAAGUUCAUGGCUUGUGCUCCCUCUGUUCAGAAUUAACUGUCGCUGAAGUGAGUAAAUCUACACACUGAAACGCGUCUUAGAUACACUCAUUUCAGCGACAGGUAAUUCCGAAGGGAGGUAGUAAUAAUUUGUAUCAUGAGAGUGAGGUGAGGAGUGAAAGAGGUAUAUAUAGUUGUAGUGUAGCAAUCGUGCUUGGCCCUAGGUCCUGCAUGAAUUAGUUUUAUUGUUCUUGUUAGUUUGAGCUCAUGGUUGGUUGAUUACCCGUGCUUGAUUCAUAUUUCAGUGUGUUACAAACAGCGAGUGCUUUGAACGGUGUCUCGGGGGUGUUUUGUUACUUC